This is a messenger RNA of Magallana angulata, 1266 nucleotides long. RefSeq lists its product as uncharacterized. NCBI's taxonomy places the organism in Eukaryota, Metazoa, Mollusca, Bivalvia, Ostreida, Ostreidae. Gene Ontology annotation, molecular function: protein binding. The record is from RefSeq and is a predicted model, not a curated record. The transcript is spliced from 2 exons. The coding region runs from base 35 to 1099 and encodes 354 amino acids.
UCAGUGCUUGGUUUGUACAGUUUAUAGAAACAAAAUGACAAUAACUAACUUUCUUUUGUGUACCAUCACUUUUUGUAGUGUCUCUUUUGCUGUUUCAAUGCAAUCGGACACAAAAGAUGAUAUCCGGGAGUUAGCACGAAGAUUAGCGUUGUUAGAACAUAAGUUUGUGCAGGAACAGCAUAGAGUCCAUAAUCCAACAUACCCGCAAAUAUCACAUGGAUUUAUAAAUAGCAGAGAAGAAAACACCAUAAUUCGUGACUUACAACUUCGUCUUCAGAUACUAGAAGAUAAACUUUACCAGCAUGAAAAGCACUUUGAUGAAACAAAACAUUGCAAUAACCGAAUUCAGUCUUUGGAAAAUACUGUUCAGGAACUCUCAAAUCUAGUUAAAAAGCAAACCCAAUACACCAAGUAUAUUGAAAGGCUUGAAACAAUAUUAACUGACCAACACAUUACUGUUUCUGAAUCAAGAGAAAAGCUUCAGAAGUCCGCCACUUUACCUGUUGAUGAAAACGAAGGAAAACAGGAUGAAAACACCAAUAUUGAAGACAUCAGUGUGGCAAGUGAUAACAAGACAAGUAAUACACGUUAUAUUAGUAGCAUAAACUCCGAGAGUAAUCAUAAGGAAUCUAACUUUAUCAGAAAAAGAUUGCUCUUACCUGUAGCAACAACUACUCCUUACCCAACACCUGCCGCAAAGAUAGUAGCCUUCUACGCAUAUAUGUCAGCAACAAUUCCCUCUAUCACAGGUCAGAGUACCUUGGUAUUUGGUGUAAGUAAAACCAAUGAUGGAAACGGCUACCAUCCUUCAACAGGGGUGUUUAUUGCCCCGGAGACCGGCGUUUAUGUAUUUACAUGGACAAUAAGGGAAUAUGAUAGUUGUUAUCACUCAACUCAGUUAAUGGUUAAUACCGAGGAAAUUGGAAUAAUUCACCUGCACUCAGUUUCUGGCGGUGACUUUGUUGGUACUGGAGUCGUGGUCACAGAUGUUAAUGCAGGAGAUGAUGUAUACGUCAGAACGCAUGCAUCGUGGAAUAACUGUAACAUUGUAAGCACUACAUCAGGAAGAUCGUCCUUUGCAGGCUGGAAACUGUCGUAAAGACAUUACACAAAUAAAACAAAAAGGAUGAACAUGAUUUGUUUUAUGGUUUGUUAAAAGUGUCGUUGUCGUGGUAUGCAUCAUGGAAUGAUUUGCCAGCGAUCAAGAAGGGAGAUUUUCAUUUCCAUGCUAGAAAUUGCCUUAGAUAAUAAAACACUUCUGCUUGU